This is a messenger RNA of Dipodomys ordii (Ord's kangaroo rat), 1627 nucleotides long. RefSeq names its product hexosaminidase B (beta polypeptide) (gene Hexb). Gene Ontology annotation, biological process: carbohydrate metabolic process; glycosaminoglycan metabolic process; ganglioside catabolic process. The record is from RefSeq and is a predicted model, not a curated record. Gene Ontology annotation, molecular function: beta-N-acetylhexosaminidase activity. Gene Ontology annotation, cellular component: membrane. The transcript is spliced from 13 exons. Lineage: Eukaryota; Metazoa; Chordata; Mammalia; Rodentia; Heteromyidae. The annotation marks the transcript as partial.
CUGCUGGCGCUGCUGGCGCAGGCCUGGCCGGCCGAGGCCGACCCGAGGCCGGCGCUGUGGCCCAUGCCGCUCUCGGUGCGCAUGUCCUCGCGGCUGCUGCACGUCUCCCCGGAGAACUUCUUCAUCCGCCACGGCCCCAACUCCACGGCGGGACCCUCCUGCUCCCUGCUGCAGGAGGCGUUUCGGCGAUAUUACGACUAUAUUUUUGGUUUCUACAAGUGGCAUCAUGGCCACUCCAGAGUCCGAGCUGGGUCACAGCUGCAGCAGCUUGUGGUUUCAAUUGUCCUGGAGUCGCAGUGUGACAGUUUUCCCAGUGUGUCUUCAGAUGAGUCCUUUUUACCUUCUGUAGGUUUGGAGACCUUUAGCCAGUUAGUUUACAAAGAUUCUUUUGGGACUUUUACCAUCAGUGAAUGCACGAUUACUGAUUCUCCAAGGUUUCUUCAUAGAGGAAUUUUAAUUGAUACAUCCAGGCACUACCUGCCAGUUAAGACUAUUCUUAAAACUCUGGAUGCCAUGGCUUUCAAUAAGUUUAAUGUCCUCCACUGGCACAUAGUUGAUGACCAGUCUUUCCCUUAUCAGAGCGUCAGUUUUCCUCAGUUAAGCAAUGAAGGAAGCUAUUCUUUGUCUCAUGUGUAUACACCAAAUGAUGUCCGUAUGGUUCUUGAGUAUGCCCGCUUACGAGGGAUUCGAGUCAUACCAGAGUUUGAUACUCCUGGACACACACUGUCUUGGGGAAAAGGUCAGAAAGGCCUCUUGACUCCAUGUUCCACAUACAGGAAUGCAGAACUAACUUUUGGGCCUAUAAACCCUAUUCUAAAUACAACUUACACGUUCCUUACGACAUUUUUCAAAGAAAUUAGUAAUGUGUUUCCAGAUCAAUUUAUUCAUUUGGGAGGAGAUGAGGUGGAAUUUCACUGUUGGGCAUCAAAUCCUGCAAUUCAGAGUUUCAUGAAGACAAAAGGCUUUGGUAGUGAUUUUACCAAACUAGAAUCUUUCUAUAUUAAAAAGCUUUUGGAUAUUAUUGCAUCUCUGAAUAAGAGAUCCAUUGUCUGGCAAGAGGUUUUUGAUAAUAAAGCAAAGCUUCACCCAGGCACGAUAGUUGAAGUGUGGAAAUACGAAGAUUUUUAUGAAGAACUAAGGAAAGUCACAGCGGCUGGCUUCCCUGCAAUCCUUUCUGCUCCAUGGUACUUGGAUUUAAUUAACUAUGGGGAAGAUUGGAAAAAAUAUUAUCAAGUGGAACCUUUAAAAUUUCAUGGUUCUGAGACGCAGAAACAACUCGUCAUUGGUGGAGAGGCCUGUCUGUGGGGAGAAUAUGUUGACUCAACUAACCUCACUCCAAGAUUAUGGCCUCGGGCAAGUGCUGUUGGUGAGAGACUCUGGAGUCAAAUGGAUGUGGUGGAUAUCCAAGAUGCCUACGACAGGCUAACACAACACCGCUGCAGGAUGGUUAGACGUGGAAUAGCUGCACAGCCCCUCUUCACUGGAUACUGCAGCCAUGAUCAAAUCUAACAAGGAACUGAAACAGAGCAGGAGGGAAAUCCCACAACUACCAGCACUGCAGUCAUUGUGCAAUCAUGUCAAUUAAGAUGUUAGGCCUUAUUUUGAAUAAAAUAUUUUAUUGAUUGAA